Molecule: messenger RNA, 2592 nt
Organism: Plasmodium inui San Antonio 1
Lineage: Eukaryota; Apicomplexa; Aconoidasida; Haemosporida; Plasmodiidae
Exons: 1
Coding region: 1-2592 (863 amino acids)
Source: RefSeq, a predicted model, not a curated record
AUGGGGCUACCUGGCCUGAUCACGCGCAGACGACUGAUCACGCAAAUCGCCAAACAGGGGAGCGUACCAAACCAUCUCCUAAUUAAAUUGUACCUGUACAACGUGUCGAGGAUAAACAUCGAUGUGUAUUACGACAUCGUCUCUGCGCUGAAACAGGAUGAGCCGCGGGGUCAGCAGGAGACUCGAAUUUUUAAUGUGCCCCAUUUCUCGGACGCCAACUUAAUUCUGUACAAAUAUUUCCAGUACUUACAUCCACGAUGUGAUAAGAACAAGUUACUAAAAUUAAUGCUCCUUCUGUACGAUAAGAAGUUACGAGAGUACAACGAUAGGAAAAUUUAUUUUUAUAACUCGUGUGUGCAUGUGCACAAUUUUGUCUUCCAAAAUCUUUUUUACUAUCAUUCGAAUUUUUCCUACUUGAGGAGAGGAGAUGGGAAGAGCGUCCAUAGCAAGUACACUCUGCACACAGAUUUUUUCCUAUACACAUUGGACUUUUAUUUGUUUCAUUUGUCAAAGAAUUGCAAAUUUCUCAGCAUCGAGCAAUUGAAUGUUCUUUCGAAUAUUUAUGCAAAUGUGAGUAUCUCUCCGGAUGUCCACUCAUGGGAAGACAUCCCCCGGAUUGGAAGUGAAUAUAUACAGGGGGAAACCCGCGCAAAGCAGUCCUCGCCGGAAGCGGCAAACAGAGUUGAAACGAAGGUAAACAACAAAAUAUGCCUCCUAUUCAUUCACAUAUCGAGGGGCAUCAUCGCCCAGACGCAGUCCUACAUUGCGAGAAAAUGCACCGCUUCGCGAGAAGAGGUCAGCAUGCCCAUGAAAGUAACACAUACGAAUGUUACCAUAUGUAAGACAAUUUUAAAUCGCCUCUUAAACAAAAGCAUCUCAGAACAACAUCGAGAAUAUGUCAUUUUGAGAAAGAAAUACAAAAAAAAGCUGCUAAAUGUGAACACUUUAAAAAAUUACCUGAACAGUGUUAAACAUUUGAAUAUUAUUAACAUAAAAAAAUAUGUCUACAUCAUCCUUUACCUUUAUUCUGAUGCAUUCCUAUUUAAUAAGUCGGUUUACUUUUCCUCUCUCAUUUUUUACAUUUUACAAAAAUAUAAUUUACAGCACACGUACCUAUUUAACAUCCUAUUUAUCAAAUUUAACUUAUUUUUUUCGAAUUACAAAACGUUGAAUGAGUAUAAAAAAAGGGUGUUGCUUGAUGCACUUGGGAGAUAUAUCGAUUCCCUUCUGACAUUUCGAAUUAAGCAAUGUGAUCAUGGGAAAGGCAAAGCAAAACAGACAGAUAUAAGUCCCGGGGGGGAUCACCCAGAAGAAUUUUUCUCCCAUAUGUAUCACAACGAAUUUGUAGAGAAUGUACACAUUUAUAGAAAACUCCACGAGGAGGAGUACAAAUGGAAAGGAAAUUAUCCCAAACAUUUUACAUACUUUGAAAAUGCCCUCCUCAAUUUGUUCACAUAUUUACAUCACAAUGUUACAUUGGUGGAAGGAAGAAAAAGGACUCGAGAAACAAACUUGGUGGAGGAAGAAAAUGUUAACCUUGUGCGCCAAAUUUUUGUGGAAAAAAAAUAUAACAAAUUUUGCCUGACCUGGUCCGAACAUUUUUUGUCAAAUGUUGUGCUGCUAUCCAAUUAUGUUCACAACUGCCUCCCCGUUCUUUUUUCCUUCAUGCAAAGGAUUGUCAUGGUUGGGGUGAAACACACUAGACGGGGGACAGAGCGGGACGAGACUCUCACUUUACAUAGGAGAAACGUACUCAUUGCGUGGGACGAACGGGGGAGAGGCACCCAAGCAGGGCGUUCGAGGCAUGCGCGGUGUGUGCGAUUUUCACCGUAUGCACUGUGUUCACGACACGCAUCCCUCCGUAAGAAAACUCCCCAUCUGAAAAAAGGAGCAGCAUUAAACCCAUUUUCGUCCCUUUUGACGCACAUAUACCGCACAUUUAAAGAGGUUGUUGCUAAAUGCCGCCCAAAUGAUGAGGAGAAACUUACGAGCAUACCCCCCAAAUGGGAAGAAGAAUCGAUUAUGUUCAGGAACAUAAAAAAAAAUAGCAAUAACAAAAUGCGAACGAGUCUCACACACUACUACGUCAGCAGCAGUUUUAAAAAAAUCAGCGAUGGGGACUUGGUUAAUGAGAAAAACAUUCUCACCUUCUACUGCGACAUAUAUUUUAACAACAACAUUGUCGAGGUUGACGGGCCUAAGCAUUUUCUCAUUUACUACAAUUUUGAGAGAAAUGCAGACCAGGGUAGGCAGAGUAACCAGGAUAGCCACUUCGACUCGAAUUGUUACCCCUCCUUCAUCGCCAACCAUAGGGACAUUUUCGAUUUCGAUAUUCUGUUUCCCUUUUUUUUCAACAACGCGAAUGUGAGAAAUUUGAAGGACCGCCAAAGUGGCCACUUCUACUUUUAUAAUGACAAGAGCCUGAAGAAAAACUUUUUUUUGUACAUCAACGGUUAUUUUGUGAAGCACAUAAACUGCUACGAUCGGGACAUAACGAGCUUCAAAUAUUUGCACGACGUGUUGUUCAGGCGAAGGAGCGACUUCCACGUUGCGUGCGGUGGAGCGUAUCAGCAGGCACAGUGUGACAAAUGA